This is a messenger RNA of Morus notabilis, 2609 nucleotides long. Its product is annotated as NADP-specific glutamate dehydrogenase. Gene Ontology annotation, molecular function: L-glutamate dehydrogenase (NADP+) activity. The transcript is spliced from 16 exons. Gene Ontology annotation, cellular component: cytosol. Bases 307 to 2220 code for a protein of 637 amino acids. NCBI's taxonomy places the organism in Eukaryota, Viridiplantae, Streptophyta, Magnoliopsida, Rosales, Moraceae. The record is from RefSeq and is a predicted model, not a curated record.
ACAAUUGCAGUUAGUCCAACUAGAGGAAUUCACCCACCUCGCAGCCAAAAAGAAAAAAAAAAAGUUUCUAUUUCUUAAUCUACAAUCUCCCUCACUGAAGAAUCUGAUCAGAGGGCCAAAUUGAGAUCUUUCUCAGUUUAUCUUUCGAGAAUUUUAGGAAAUGCUUACAUUUUUUAAGUUUUGGAGCAAAACAAGUGCUUUAAAAGCCACUUUGAAACUGCAAUUAUAGUGUGUCAUCUUUCUCUCUUCCAUCCAACGAUAUUUCAGAGUUCAUGUUGUGACUUGUGCAUAAGACUGUCAUGCUGAAUGUUGCUACCAGCCAGUGGGUUGGGGAUGAAUUCUGCGAUGGAUGAUAUGAACUUGAUUCAGCACGCACAGAGGCAUCACUUGGUGGUUAGGGAGAUUGGAGAAGAGAUCGAUUUAGAAAUUGGACCUGGGGAUGACGAUCCUUCGUUUUCUAACGCACCUCUUAUUGGUGGCCCAUCACGAGAACCUUCUGCUGAGGAUCAUGACGAGAGUAAGCAUAUAGUAAUGGUGUCUCAACUCCCUAACGAAGAUCAAGAUAUGUCGAAAACACAACCCGUAAAGAGGAAAAAGAAAGUUGUCAAAAGAUGGAGAGAGGAGUGGGCUGAUACCUACAAAUGGGCUUAUGUUGAUGUCAAGGAGGGGACAGCGAGGAUUUUUUGCUCCGUUUGUAGAGAGUAUGGUAGGAAGCAUAGAAGGAACCCUUAUGGAAAUGAGGGCAGCCGGAAUAUGCAGAUGAGUGCAUUGGAGGAGCACAACAAUAGCUUACUUCACAAAGAGGCUCUUCGGCUUCAAAUGGCCUCCAAGGAUAAGAUUAUUGUUGACAAACCCGUUUAUGUAAAAGCUCUUAUGUCGAAGACGGCUGGAUCUAUAGUCGAAGCUGCACUCAAAAGGGAUCCUCAUGAGCCUGAGUUUAUACAAUCAGUGCAAGUAGUAGUUCAUGCCCUAGAAAGGGUGAUUGCCAAAAAUUCUCAUUAUGUCAACAUCAUGGAGCGCUUGUUAGAACCUGAGCGUAUGAUUCUCUUUCGAGUUCCAUGGGUGGAUGAUAGAGGCGAGACACAUGUCAACCGAGGAUUUCGGGUACAAUUUAAUCAGGCCUUGGGUCCAUGUAGAGGUGGUAUGCGAUUUCAUCUAUCAAUGAACUUGAGUAUUGCAAAGUUCCUUGGAUUUAAGCAGACUUUAAAGAAUGCCUUAUCGCCAUACAAAAUAGGAGGGGCAGCUGGUGGAAGUGAUUUUGAUCCAAAAGGGAAAAGUGAUAAUGAGAUUAUGCGUUUUUGCCAAAGUUUCAUGAAUGAGAUCUAUCGCUAUUUGGGUCCUGACAAGGACCUUCCUUCUGAGGAAAUGGGCGUUGGCACUAGGGAAAUGGGAUAUCUUUUUGGACAAUAUAGACGGUUAGCAGGUCAUUAUCAGGGAAGUUUUACAGGGCCAAGGAUAUUUUGGUCUGGCUCUAGCCUUCGAACUGAAGCUACUGGAUAUGGGCUGGUAUUCUUUGCACAGCUCAUACUUGCAGACAUGAAUAAGGAACUCAAAGGAUUAAGAUGUGCCGUAAGCGGUUCUGGAAAAAUUGCAAUGCAUGUUCUGGAGAAGCUUAUUGCUUAUGGUGCUCUUCCUAUCACAGUGUCUGAUUCAAAAGGGUAUCUGGUAGAUGAGGACGGAUUCGAUUAUAUGAAAAUAUCUUUUCUGAGAGAUAUUAAAGCUCAACAGAGAAGUUUAAGAGACUAUUCAAAGACUUAUGCUCGGUCCAAGUAUUAUGAUGAAGCAAAGCCUUGGAAUGAGAGGUGUGAUGUUGCAUUUCCUUGUGCUUCACAGAAUGAAAUCGAUCAAUCUGAUGCCAUUAAUUUGGUUAAUUCAGGUUGUCGUAUAGUAGUAGAAGGUUCAAACAUGCCCUGCACUCCUGAAGCAGUUGAUGUUCUGCGAAAAGCAAAUGUCCUUAUUGCUCCUUCCAUGGCUGCCGGUGCUGGAGGGGUCGUUGCUGGAGAACUUGAGUUAAACCACGAGUGUAACUCGAUGAACUGGUCACCCGAGGACUUUGAAUCUAAGUUGCAGGAAGCAAUGAAGCAGACUUACCAGAGAGCUCUCAAAGCUGCGACUGAUUUUGGUUAUCAGAAAGAGAGCCCUGAGGCUUUGGAACACGGAGCUGUCAUCUCUGCUUUCCUAACUGUUGCACAAGCCAUGACUGAUCAAGGAUGUGUGUAGAAGAUGUUGUAAAACUACUUAAAUGGUAUUCAAAAGAUGGUUCCUCCUUCCCGAGAGACAAAUGUAUGGUGGUUGCAAGGUGCAGAUCAUUACCGGAAUUGUUCUGUAUGGAUUGGAGAUCCGUGCUACUAUGCUCAUCCGAGUUGAAGUCAUAGGAGCUUCCAUUGUAACAUAUGUGCAUCUUAAUGGCUUAUGCAUGGAAAAAGAGGAUAGCUCGCGGAGGAGAAAUUGAAAUAAACACAUUAUGCAGGAAAAUUUGUGUAGCGAUUAUACUCUUGUAGUCUUUGUAAUGGUUGCAGAAGUGCCUCCAAAAAAAUUAAUGGUCGGAAUUGUCUGUAUCUGUCCCAAUUGAGAUGCAAAAUGUGUUAAUCGUACUCUUGUCGACUAUU